GCAAACAUAGCCCAGCAGAUUGGCUGGGCCCUUCCACCUCUGGAGAGCCUUGUUGCUUUUUGCGAAUACAGACUCACAGGGCUGUUACUCUGAAACUUGUUGCUUAAUAGAAAUGAAACUUUUACUUUCAAGAAGAUCAUGUGAUUUCCAGGAAAGGAAGUGCUAUAUUUGGGCAGGACCAAUAGAAACCACUUGCAUCAUCACAGCUAUACUAGAAAUAUGCUGUGAAGAAGUUUCAUGUUGUUGUUUUAUUAACCACCCUCUCGGUACAGGGUCCACUCCGAUUGGCUACAGCCUGUGAUCCCACGGACAUUGUUGCCAAUGCGCUGGGCUGACGACAUAGUCCAGAAGAGUAUAAAAGGGAGACUCGUUGCUGGAAAUACUUUGAUAUUUCAACUAUUCACAAAAUCCCUGCUAACAUCCUCUGGUAACAGCAAAGUUCAUACAGGUCCUGCUUGGAGGUUUCCAAUUCAUCCGCAAGAAUUCCGUUUGGUACCAAAGGAGCGAACUCCCCAACCCUUCCUCCUGCAAUUAACCCGAGACUGGCUGCCUGAUGGCUGCAUCCGAGAGCGAGGGGGGUUCUCAAAAAUUACGGUUUGCCUGGUGGCUGAUUAAGCAGAUCAACAGUGAAAACUACGAGGGGCUCUGCUGGGUAGACAAGGACCGCACUCAGUUUCGCAUCCCCUGGAAACACACUUCCAGGAAGGAUAUCAACCCUAAUGACUACAAGAUUUUCAAGGCCUGGGCCAUAACCAGCGGAAAGUACAACGAAAAGCUGAAAGAUCCGGCCAAGUGGAAAGCCAACUUCCGCUGCGCCCUGAGAAGCACAAACAUGUUCCUGAUGAUGCAGGACAACUCAAAAACCUCCGAGGACCCUCACAAAGUGUAUAAAAUCAUCAGCUCAAGCCCCGAUGUUGUGGCAGCCGCUAAAGCCGCGACUACUAAAAACAAUAACCUGCAUGACACUAAAGAAGACAUCAUCCCCCCUUCUGAAGAAGCCCCUAAUCUGCACCACCAUAUGCCACGGCAACUGCAGCCGCAGAUAGAAUUAAAUUUGGAGAUGUCGCUGGAAAACCCUCCCCAAGAGAUGAACAGCGUGCAGAACGAAAGGCCAGCCUACAACCCUGGCAGGAAUCCGUCCCAGGGCUACACCACCAAUAAUUUGGCGCCAAACGGCUACCAGUGCAGCCCCGACACGCUCCAGUGGAUUCUGCAACAGUGCAGCUUAACCCAGAGUGGCUGCAGCCCGCAGCAGCUGCCGUGGACUCUGGAUGGAGGUUCAGGGGAAGUACCAUAUGAAGACAGCCAAGGCUAUCCAAACCAACAUAUGGGCCAAAAUGGCUACCCACCGCAGGGGAGCGGAGCGGCAAAUGGACCAGUGGAGAACUAUCACCAACCCGUUGGCCAGUGGGUGACCCAACCCAUGGCAGAGACCCAACCCAUGCAAAAUGCUUAUGACCCUUCUGCGGCCUCAAUUCUACAGCAGCCCCUCCCAUCCAGCACAGUUCCUGGCAUAAGUCAGCUUCUUAAUAGUGCAGCGGAAGUCCUGUUUGCAGGGAGACCUCACUACAAUAACCACGCGGGCGUCCAGAGCACUUUCCCGAGCGAAGCGCCUGCAGGAAACGCAGUGAUCUAUCAAACGCUGAAUGGCCCGGGAGAGAACGGUUAUCACCAGCCAGCGAAUCAGUGGGCAGCCCCAGAGCAGAACAGGUUGACCCUGCUGGCUGCCCCUCUCCCAGAGCAGCAUCCUCCUCCGCCCAACACAGUGCCAUCGCAGAACAAUACAGAAACCAUUCCUCCCACUAUGGACGUCACCAUCUAUUACCGAGGGAGGCCGCUCCACGAGGUGCAGGUGGCCACCAGCAGCUGCCUCUUCGCGUACAAUAACGGGGACCCCACCUUUGCUCCGAGCUGCACGCAGGUGGUCCAGUUCCCAAGCCCAGAUGAGCUGUCUGACCAGAAGCAGGCCCAGUUCACCAGGCAGCUGCUCGUGAACGCAGGGCUGCUGCUGGAGCAGAAGCACAAGAAGAUCUAUGCCAAGCGCCUGAAUAAGUGCAAGGUUUUCUGGGCCCUCUCCAGGCACCUGGUGAACAUGGCUCAGAGCCCUGAGCCCAAGCUGCUGCCACGCGACGCCGAGAUGGAGAUCUUCGACUAUGAGGUGUUCUCAAAGGAGCUGAAGGAUUUUAAGGAACAUGAAAGGGCUGCAUCUCCCGACUUCACCAUCUACCUUGGCUUUGGGCAGUGCUUCUCCAAAUCCAAGCCCAAGGAGGCCAUGUUAAUCCUAGUGAAGCUGGUGCCUAAGUUCUGUGAGUAUGUCCACGACUUGGCCCUGCGGGAGGGAGCCUCGUCCCUGAACAGCGGGAACGUGAGCCUCCAGGUGUCAAGCUGCUUCAACAGCUUGUAUGACCUCAUUGAGCAGUACAACAUGCAGAUUGACUGAACCUCCUCCCCUCCCUAGGAUCUGAUCUGCACGUGGGAGAGCAGCAUUGGCCCGUCCUUGCCUAGGUCUCUGCCUGACUGGCCUGCCUUUGAAAACACUUCCGCCUUUCCCCUGCCCACUUGCAUCAGUUUGCCCCCAUCAGGAAAUGUGUGCGUGAGAUGAUGGGUGGCCUUGUGGCUUAGCCACUUCACUGGACUCAGUAACGCUGGGUUCAGUCCCUGCUGUGCCACCUCCUUAGUGACCUUGGGCAAGUCACUGCAGCUGGGGGCCUCACUUCCCCAGCUGUAAAAUGGGAACAAUUCCUUACCUCAUAGGGUUGUUGUGAGGAUAAAUGCAUGUGAGGUGCUCAGAUAUUACAGCAAUAGACAGAUCAGCCUUCCCUACUCAGGGCCACCAAUUGAAAAUAGAGAUUUUUUUCCCCCAGCUGAAAUAAACAGGGUACCAGACACUGUGCUCUGAAGGUAGAAGCAAGAGAAUCUUCCUCUCUGCUUCAGGAGGUCAGCAAGAAAGUCGGGGUGUGCGGGGGGAGGGGAACGACGGGGGGGCGGGGCAUACUCAUCUACAGCACUGCAAUGUAAUGAUCUUGUGUCUCUGUCUGGGCUGAGCUGGCUGGAUUUUAAGCUGAGUGAAGGGUGUUGACAGGGAAAAAAUCCUUAUCACCACCUCUUGCUGACGUAAGUGAAGCAGGAAUCCUGGGGGUGGGUCGUACAAUAGCCCUGGCCAGCUCUCCUGGGGUCACAGGGUUGGUACAAGGUGAACUAAUCCGUCAGAUGGUGACUUAGGCACAGCUCCUAACUUCCAUUGAUUUGAAUGGAAGUUCGGAGCCUAAAUACCUGAGGAUCUGGGCUUUAAUCAGCUGAUAGACUAUGAGAUGGAAAAAUCUCAUAGAAGACACAGUCUCCACUUUCUCCUCAUGCUAUGUCCCUUUCAAGCGCUCGUCUGUCAGAGGUCUGUGAAAUGGAAGCACCCAUGGUCCAGUAGAUCUGCUAGACACGUCAGCUGUGUGCAAGUAGCAUACAGACGGCUGAAGUAAGCGAGCUCGAGGAGGGCUGCUUUAAACAGCUGGGCCGUGCCUCAGGCCGUCCCCUGACCCCAAGGAGAUGAGAAGAGAACGAGUAACACCCUGAACAGUGUAGCGGAGGGGAGGCCCGGAAGCCACAACAGAGGCUGGUCCUGCUCCCAGUGGAAUUUUGCCAUUGACUUUCCUGGGAGCAGGAUCAGUCCUAUUCCAAAGUAGCUUGCUCCCCCAAAUGUGCCCGGCUAAUAAAUUAAAGUUUAGCGCCGAACACUGUAUUCUAACCUCUCCACACUCUGCCUGAGUUCAGUCUGCAGGCCCAGCCGCGCUCGGCCUUGCGCAUGUUGUAUGAGCCCAUUCGCCCUACAACUCCUUGUCAUCCUUGAGCAGGGGGCGGUCACUGCCUGAACCAAGUCACACCGACAACACUCCACUUCAUUCUUUGCCAGCUUCUUGCCCCACAAAGCACAUUCACACAAGAGGAAAAACAUGCCAUGUUCGUGUAGUCCACCAUACCGCCGCCCUACCCCUUUGUCUGUCCCGCUUCCCUUGGACACGCACGGGCUGGCCUGCUGUCAUCUGAGGAACACACAGCAUACAUAGGCACAGAUCCAUAAAGCUGGCACUUUCCUAACCAUACAUGCUCAAGGUAACCUGUUGUUUUAAUGGGCAUAGGCCAGCAGUUCUUAAACUAUGGUUCACUGGCUGACUACACCAUGCUCCUUAUUUCCUGCUCCUUCUUUUUUUGGUAAUUUAUUUAUUUAGUACAGUUUCAGAAUGCUUGUCAAGGGCACCCAGAGUGUAGGCUGGGUGCUUUUUUUAUUUUUUUUUAACUGCAGUGUAGCUAAAAUCUCAACACCUUACUUGCCUUUCAAACAGCCGCCCGGGCCCCAAGUGCCACUGGUGCUCUUCCCGUGCGAACAGUUGCACUAGUGGCCACAGUGAUGACGUGCAAGCAGAGCAACGCCGCUUGUGCGGCGGGAUGGGUCAUAGGACACGGGGUCGUGACCAACACUGGACCAGUAUGGGAAGGCCGACUGCUGUGGACUACUGUCACGCAAGCAGGCUGGGCUCUGACAGGAGACCUGUAUGAAACUGACAUUGCACACUGGAUGUUGUUUUCCUCCAGAAGCAACUACAGAUGUUAGCUUUAGGCCCCUUCCCUGGCCUAGCUUAGGGGUGUGCUGUUGCUAAGACCCCUGAGUAUCAGCGUGGUAUCUGAGCACUGAGCAUCUGUGGAAAGCAGCAAGAGGGAGAUGACGAGUGUAUCUUCCUCUUUUUGCCUGCCCACAAUUCUGAGCUGUAUAUAUUUAUUGUGUUAAUACGAUUCUGGGUAGUUUCAAUGAUAUGUCAUUUGAAAUUUCUUGCAUUCCAUGAGUUUAGUAACUGAGGGUGAGUGAGGCCGUAAACGAGUGGCAAUCCACUUGGUCAUCGCAAUGUGUGCGUGUAUCACACACACACACGGAGGUUGGCCUCCUCACCCGCAGCUCUAAUUGCUUCCUCCUUUUCCUUUUAAGGCUGCUUGGAUCUUUAUACAUGUCAUCCUGACUGAGCUGUGAGUCUCAAAAAUGCAAGUGUCUCAAGGACUGACAGCUGAAAGUUUGAUUUAAAUAGAAAAAUUAAUGGACUCCAGGAAGUCUCAUCCUCUGCCCUUCCUUUGACCAGCCAAGGGCAUUUUAAGAAAAAAAAGAAGGGGUGGAGGGGGGGUAUAGAAAUCCUAGAAAUCAGGGAAGCAGGUCUUCCCAAACCUAUGCACUGAUGAAGCCCAACAUACCUUACGAAGGGUGAGUGAAACCCUGGCCCUGCUGAAUUCAAUGGGCGUCCUGCCAUUGACAUCACAGGGGCCCGGAUUUCACCUGGUGUGUCUGGCAGAAUGUUAAGCACUAAUAUUAAAGUAUAAUUUAUAGAACACCUGCCCCACUGUGGUACUUUCCCUAGGUUUUCUUUAUUGUUUAGGUAAAUUGGGCAUAUUUAUGUUUUAGCUUCCUUUUAUUAGCACAGGGCUCUGUGUUUCAUCCAAAUGGACUUUGGCCUAAGUUUUCAAAAGUGAUUUUGGGGGCCCGCUGGGACACUUUUUAAAAGGGCCUGAUUGUCAGAACGUGUAGAGCACCUGCUCUCUCAAAGUCGGGCCUUUUAAGGUGUCAAGCCAGCACCCACAAACUGAGCCCCUUUGCCCCCCGCAAAUCACUAGUAAAUGUAGGUGAUUGCAGGUCUGUGCACAACUCCCUGCUCCUGGAUGGAAUGUCACCUGUGUGAGCGGUUCCAAUCCGGGGCUGACCUAGAGGACCAGCACUUGAGCAGCUAGCGAGGCCUUUGGCUUUGCAGCUGAACUGUGACUUCCAAAUAGAGGCAAAUCCCUUUACAUGGGCUAGGGUGUAAUUCAGUUGGUGUGGCAGUCCAGCCCUCUCCCAGCCAGCCUGAGAGUGGAGAGGGGCUCUUCUCCUGACAUCUUGUACUGGAGUUCAGUUUUACACCACAAGUGGGUUGGUCUUUGCUGCUGCUGGCCUCACAGAAGUCGUUCCAGCACUAGCAGAAAGGCUUUAGGAGUCUAAUCUGGCUCCAGCUGAAUUCAGUGGCCAAAGUAAAUGAUUCCAGGGGGAGGUGAAUCAGCCUCAUGGGGCUGCUUGCCUAUAGCAUGAGGAGGAGAUAGACAAGGGCAAGAGGAGGGAGACAUGAAAGCAGCAGGUCAAGGUGUGCAGGGUUGAAAACAGCCCCACACGCAACUGGCAAGAUGUGCCAAGGCCCUUCUCCCUCUUCUCUAUGGAGCAGCAGCAGGUCUGGUGCCUUCUAGCUCAGGUGUUGAAGGCUUUAAGUAGCAUUUGACUUUAGUAAUAUGCCUUUUUCUAAUGUCAUGUCUCAUGCAGCCAGAGGGUUUUUGCACUCUCUGUAGAGCAGGCAUUGCAUUCACUGGGAGAGGAUUGCACAGCCCGAGAACACUCCGUGGUUAAUGAGACUGCAGCCUGACAGGGCGUAACUUGUCUCGCAGUGUUAGUGCAGUGUGUGGGAGGGAUGGAUGAGUCACAAGCCAGUCCCUCAGAAGCAGGGUCAUGGAUUUUAUGGAACAUCUCUAGACCUUGCAAGGGAGUCAGAGGCUCGCUCAUGUCAGCAUGCGUGGCUCCAGCAAAGUCAUUGCAGCUGCAGAGCCGGCCCAUGGAAUUUAAUUUAGGCAGAGUGUGAAACAUCUAGAGCAGGGGUUCUCAAACAGGGGGUCACAAGAUUAUUUUGGGGGGCGGGGGCAGUUGCGAGCUGUCAGCCCCGCACAUGUCAGGGCUCCAGCUGUCAACCCCCAGGUGUACCAGGGCUCCGGCGGUCAGCCCAAGCCCUUCACAGCUGGGUGGAUGGAGAGCAGGGGCUUCUGACCAGGCAUCCAGCUCUGAAGGCAGCACCGCCCCCAGCAGCAGUGCAGAAGUAAGGGUGGCAUAGUAUGGGGGUGGGGGGUCAUCACAGCCUGAAAUAUUUUCAAAGAGGGUCCCAGCAAGAAAAGUUUGAGAACCCCUGAUCCUGAGAAUGUCUCUUCAGGGAACUGAGCAAGAGACCCAGCCACCCCCCCCAUCUACAGUGCAGCUCCUGUCCAAGCACAACUGUGUGUCGGUGUUAGUCUGUCAACACCUGCCAUGCUGCACAGCCGUGUUUGUAUCCGUACGUUAUGGACAGCUAUCCCACUCUGCCGCAGCUGCUGGGGGGACGGGGCAGGGCAGAAGAUUGUGGGUGUUUAAUAAGGCACAAUGAGCUUUAGGGCAGGCUGUCCUCCCACACACAUAGCGAGGAGGCAGGAGAACAGGCUGUCAAUGCCCACACAGUUACAUGGGUAUCUGCUGUAACGAGGAAGGACCAUUUAGAACCUAGUUACAGCCUGAUAAUGAUGCUCAUGAGAAAAAUCAAAGCACAGUGUAUCCAACAUGAUUACGUUACCAACAGCGUGUGUGGACACAAACUGGGUAGGGAGGCAGCCUCAGUACAAGCUGUACAGUAGAAGGGCCUCUCACUAUUGCCAUGAAAUGCCAAGCUGAUCUGAGUUGGGUGCUACGGACUAUUUUGCCUUUUUAAUAAAAUGACCCUUGUGAUUUGAUUUAAAAAUUGCCUAACUCACGUCACAGAUACGGGGGGGAUUGAUUGUGUUCUCCCACACCUCAGUUGUGAUCAUGGGAGUUCCACACAAAGCAACACAUUAAAGCCCUUCAUUUUCCUUCUCUCUACAACUUGGACUGCAGAAGGAGGUAGGAAAUAAAAGGACACUAAUGACCAGCUGCUUCAUACUAAGCCAGAAAAUCAAAUUUCAUGGAUCAGCCUCUGCACUGCACCUUUGGGAGGCAAUCAGUGAGAGUGAGUUAAUUAAAUAUGGAUUUUUGUAGUGUACUUUUUGAUACUUGGUUAAUUACUGCUCCUUCCCAUAUGAUGGAAUAAAUAGGCUGCUUCCCCAGAGGUUGUAAACUGGCAUAGCUCCUGACACAAAUCAUGCUUUCAGCAAAUCAGAAGACCCGGAAGUUCUGGUUCUUCAUUAACAGGCAUAAGGUGAAUAUUGUUUCUUAGUGAAGAAACGGGGCCUUGAUCCAAAGCUUAACAGGAGCCUUUCCAAAGGGGUUCAGUGGGCUUUGGCUCCAGCUGCUAAUGUUGAAGGGAUCUCAAAAUCUGAAAGCUUCUUUCUGUCUUCAUUAAGAAAUGUUUCUUAGAACUGUAAUUGAGGCCAACUGUAAUUCUGUUCUAACACCAGGUCAGUUUUCAUACAUUGUGCCCGUUUCUUGUGUGUAUUCUAAGUAGUGCAAACCUUUCAGCUACUGAUGUGAGCGAAGCUCUCUGUUCACAUUGCUCAUCUAUGCAUCAGCACGGGCAGGAAAAGUGCCCUUUUCCCCUCUUGUGUCUGUGUAAAUAAACUGACAUUCCACUGUC
Messenger RNA from Chelonia mydas (Green sea turtle), 8342 nucleotides. RefSeq names its product interferon regulatory factor 7 (gene IRF7). The transcript is spliced from 12 exons. Lineage: Eukaryota; Metazoa; Chordata; Testudines; Cheloniidae. The coding region runs from base 554 to 2440 and encodes 628 amino acids. The record is from RefSeq and is a predicted model, not a curated record. Gene Ontology annotation, molecular function: protein binding; DNA-binding transcription factor activity, RNA polymerase II-specific; RNA polymerase II cis-regulatory region sequence-specific DNA binding. Gene Ontology annotation, cellular component: nucleus. Gene Ontology annotation, biological process: immune system process; regulation of transcription by RNA polymerase II.